AUGAUCUCACGAACAGCUCUACGCCGCUUAGCGGUCACUCGACCUGCAGCUUCUGUUACACCCCUCACCUCAGUUUCACGGCGAUGCGCCAGCACAGCAACAUAUCAGUGGGACGACCCACUUAACCUCGACAGCCUACUUACAGAUGAAGAGAAAGCGAUACAGGAGACAGCACGGUCAUACUGUCAAGAGAGGCUCAUGCCUAGGGUACUGGAAGCAUUCCGGAAAGAGGACUACGACAAGAAGAUCUUGGAGGAGAUGGGCGAACUUGGCCUCUUGGGCGCCACUAUAGACGGCUACGGCAUGCCUGGAAUUGGCAACGUCGCUAAUGGCCUCAUCACACGCGAGGUCGAGAAAGUUGACUCCGGCUAUCGGUCCGGCAUGUCAGUGCAGGGUUCAUUAUGCAUGGGCGGCAUCAACGACUUCGGCUCACAAGAGCUGAAGGACAAGUACCUCGAGAAGCUCGGCAAGGGCAAGCUGGUAGGCUGCUUCGGCCUCACAGAACCCAACCACGGCUCUGAUCCAGGCUCAAUGGAAACAACAGCCAAGCCACAUCCCUCGAAGGAGGGCUACUACUCCCUCUCCGGCUCCAAGACAUGGAUCACCAACUCACCUCUCGCCGACGUCUUCCUCGUAUGGGCUAAGCUCCAGGAGACAGGCAAAAUCCGUGGCUUCAUCGUCGACCGCUCAAUGUGCCCGCCCGGUACGCUCGAGACUCCCAAGCUAGGCGACAAGAACGGCCUCCGUGCUUCAGUCACAGGCAUGAUUCAACUCGACGAAUGUCCCGUGCCCAAAGAGCACAUGUUCCCUGAGAUUGAAGGCCUGCGGGGACCCUUCGCGUGUCUCAACUCCGCCCGCUACGGGAUCGCGUGGGGCGUCAUCGGCGCACUGGAAGACGCCAUCGAGCGCAGCAGGACCUACGCUCUGGAGCGAAAGCAGUUCAAGGGGAACCCGAUUGCCAAGUAUCAACUUGUGCAGAAGAAACUAGCGGACGCAUCAACAGACGCUGCAUACGGUUUGCUCGCCGCCUGGCAGGUAGGUCGGUUGAAGGAUGAAGGGAAGGCGGCGCCGGAGAUGAUCAGUAUGAUCAAAAGACAGAACUGUGAUCGUGCGUUGGUGAAUACGAGGAAUUUGCAGGAGAUCUUUGGUGGGAAUGCGGUCAGUGAUGAGUAUCAUAUUGGGAGGCAUGUCAGCAAUUUGUUUGUUACGCAGACGUAUGAGGGACAAAGCGAUAUCCAUGCGUUGAUUUUGGGAAGGGCGAUCACGGGGAUUCAGGCUUUUGUGUAA
Messenger RNA from Cyphellophora attinorum, 1287 nucleotides. Its product is annotated as Glutaryl-CoA dehydrogenase, mitochondrial. Gene Ontology annotation, molecular function: flavin adenine dinucleotide binding; fatty-acyl-CoA binding; glutaryl-CoA dehydrogenase activity. Gene Ontology annotation, biological process: fatty acid beta-oxidation using acyl-CoA dehydrogenase; fatty-acyl-CoA biosynthetic process. Lineage: Eukaryota; Fungi; Ascomycota; Eurotiomycetes; Chaetothyriales; Cyphellophoraceae. Gene Ontology annotation, cellular component: mitochondrial inner membrane. The transcript has 2 exons. The coding region runs from base 1 to 1287 and encodes 428 amino acids. The record is from RefSeq and is a predicted model, not a curated record.